Leptopilina boulardi is the source of this 2751-nucleotide messenger RNA. RefSeq names its product collagen alpha-1(I) chain-like. The transcript is spliced from 3 exons. Bases 86 to 2263 code for a protein of 725 amino acids. The record is from RefSeq and is a predicted model, not a curated record. Lineage: Eukaryota; Metazoa; Arthropoda; Insecta; Hymenoptera; Figitidae.
CUGUUAGUGGGGGACCAGACUAUAUCUUGAUCCCAAAAAUCUUUGGUCAGCAGUCCAUCGAGAUCAUCAUCAAGUCAUCUCAAACAUGGAUGGGAAAAUAGUUUUUUUCAUCUUGACCAUUUUUGCAAGUGUCAUCUCUAGUGAAGAUUGCCAAAAAUGUUAUCUUAGACUUUACCAUCAACAUGAUCAUGGUCAUCACGGUCAUCACGGUCAUCACAGUCAUCACCAUCAUCACGGUCAUAACUCAAAUAUUCGUUACAAAGACUUGAAACGUCUUCUUAAAAAUUUAAAUCCUUAUCGUUAUGAUAGAUCACAAUCACCAAAUGUAAUAGUGAGUACACCAGUUCUUCCAUUUGCAUACCCAGGAUAUCCACCUACACAAGGAGGGGGUAUUCCUAAUGGUUAUGGACCAGGAAAUAAUCCUUAUGGGCUGGGAUAUAAUCCAUAUGUACCAGGAAAUAAUCCUUAUGGGCUGGGAAAUAAUCCAUAUGGGCUGGGAAAUAAUCCAUAUGGACUAGGAAUUAAUCCUUAUGGGCUGGGAAAUAAUCCAUAUGGACUAGGAAUUAAUCCUUAUGGGCUGGGAAGUAAUCCAUAUGGACUAGGAAUUAAUCCUUAUGGGCUGGGAAGUAAUCCAUAUGGACUAGGAAUUAAUCCUUAUAGACCAGGUGACAAUUCUGGUGGACAAGGAGUAAUAUGUAUUUCAUCAAAACAAAUGCCGAGUGUACCGGUUUUUCGGUUUAGCCCAGGUUCGAACCCUGGGAAUAAUAAAUAUGGAUCGUUACUAGACGAUUAUGAUAAUUCUGAUCCUGAAGCUGUAAAUCCAUCAAGUCGUAACCCGUUAUUAAAUUAUCCAGCUAUUCCGUUAAUUGGUCGUCGAAGAGGUCCUAAUGCUUGGCCCAAUUAUCUAGGAAACCGUUAUCCAGGUCUUAGUAGUCCAGAAUCCGGUUAUCCAAGACGCGGUUCUCCAGGUGGUUUUCCAUGGGAUAAUUUACCAAGUGCCGGUUCUCCAUGGGACAAUUUACCAACUUCCGGUUAUCCAGGUGGUUCUCCAUGGGAUAAUUUACCAAGUUCCGGUUAUCCAGGAUCUGGUUAUCCAGGCAGUUCUCCAUGGGAUAAUUUACCAACUUCCAGUUAUCCAGGACCUGGUUCUCCAGGUGGUUCUCCAUGGUAUAAUUUACCAAGUUCCGGUUAUCCAGGUGGUUCUCCAUGGGACAAUAUACCAUCUGCCGGUUAUCCAGGACCUGGUUCUCCAGGGGAUAAUUUACCAAGUUCCGGUUAUCCAGGACCUGGUUCUCCAUGGGAUAAUUUACCAAGUUCCGGUUAUCCAGGUGGUUCUCCAUGGGACAAUAUACCAUCUGCCGGUUAUCCAGGACCUGGUUCUCCAGGUGGUUCUCCAUGGGACAAUUUACCAACUUCCGGUUAUCCAGGUGGUUCUCCAUGGGACAAUAUACCAUCUGCCGGUUAUCCAGGACCUGGUUCUCCAGGGGAUAAUUUACCAAGUUUCGGUUAUCCAGGACCUGGUUCUCCAUGGGACAAUUUACCAACUUCCGGUUAUCCAGGAGCCGGUUCUCCAGGGGACAAUUUACCAUCUGCCGGUUAUCCAGGAGCCGGUUCUCCAUGGGAUAAUUUACCAAUUGCCGGUUAUCCAGGUGGUUCUCCAUCGGACAAUUUACCAAUUUCCGGUUAUCCAGGACCUGGUUCUCCAUGGGACAAUUUACCACUUUCCGGUUAUCCAGGACCUCGUUCUCCAUGGAACAAUUUACCAACUGUCGGUUAUCCAGAAUUUAAUGGUCCCAACUAUGGCGAUGGGUUGGAACCAUUAGAUCCAUCUGAUUGGAAUUAUCCAAAUGAUAUUGACAAUUUGGGUGAUUCAAAUUAUCCUUCAAGUGAAAUACCGAGUGGUUCAUUCAAGACUCCAAAGUUAUUAUGCACACCAAUAAAUAAUGAAAAUUCUCCUAACAACAGACCACCAUGGAGGCCUCUAGGACCAAGAAGACCAUUUCCUUUAGGUCCAAUGGGACCAAAUCCUUUAGGACCAAGAGGACCGAUGGGACCAAUGCCUUCAAGACCAAGAGGACCGAUGAGACCAAUAUCUUUAGGACCAAUUAGACCAAUUUCCUUAGGACCAAUGGGACCAAUGCCAUCAAGACCAAGAGGACCAAUGGGACCAUUGCCUUUAGGACCAAUGCCUUCACCUGUAGAUUGUUCUAAACCUAAUAUAAAAUGGUAUUACGUGGCACAAAAGAAACAGGGUUGCAAUUGAAAAAGGAAACAAAAAUAUAGACGGACAAUGAAAUUCAACAUGACAAUGAAUCUUGGAUAAAUAUAACGCAUAAAUAAUAUAGAUUUUAAUUUUUUUGUUGACUAAUUUAAAUUAUAUUAAUACGAAUAUUAAUAAGUAUUAUAAUUAAUUAAUCAUUAAUUAAUUAUAUAUUAAUUAGAAAUUAAUAUUAAUAUAUUUAAAUUUUCUAUUUCAUAAUAUAUCAUCAUUUAAAAUUUUUGAGAAUCAUAAUAUGCACUUUAAGAAUAAUUCUGAAUGCACAUACAUAAAAAAUUAUUUCGUAGAAAUCCUAUCGAUUCUUCGUAUUGUCGAAUUGCAUAAUAUGAAGAACGCAAAUCAUCUUUUUUUUCAUAACAUUUCAUAACAACAUUGUUUCAUUUAUAUUAGGGGAAUUAUAAUUGACAUUGAUCUGAAAUCGUUAUAUAUUAGGUUUCUGGGUCAAGAAUAAAUAUAUUUAAUUUAAUGAUGAA